Molecule: messenger RNA, 587 nt
Organism: Lactuca sativa (garden lettuce)
Lineage: Eukaryota; Viridiplantae; Streptophyta; Magnoliopsida; Asterales; Asteraceae
Source: RefSeq, a predicted model, not a curated record
GCCUUAGAACACAUGAGGAGACCUUUUGUUGUAACUGCAAGAGUAAUCAUUUCUUCAUUAGGCUUCUUGAUGCUUGGAACUUUUAUUUAUACAUUUGUUGUUUAUGGAUCUCCAAUCCAUGUCUCAACGUGUAUGAUAGCAGUAGUGAUUGACUUCUAUUUCCAUGUUGUGGCUUUAUCAGUGUGGGUGGCAUAUAAGGAAUCAAGUUGGAUAAGUGCUUUCUUUUGGAUACUUUCACUUGUAUGUUGUGGGAGCAUUGCUACAUGUGUAUACAUAGUGAAGCAGUUGUUCUACCUCUCCCCUCAGCAGCCUAUUUCCCUUGUACUUGUCAACAAUAGUAACAGGUAAGUUGCUGCCUAUGGAUGUACGUAGUAUACCCAUAUUGGAUAGGGAUAAUGACUUAGAAGACCAUUGAAGUUUCAAAUUUGUUCAAAAAACACCAUUCAAGUAUUACAUGUUCAAAAAACAUCAUCAAACUAAGAUAUAUGUACAAAAUAACACCAACGAAGUACAUAUUCUGUUCAAAAAACACCAUCUUUAUGGUUUGGGGUAACUUACAUGUUUAGCCCCUAACUUUUUUUUCUUAC